AUGCAGCCAUCCAAACUCUGCCGCUUUAUACGUAUUACUCAUUGGUUAAAGCACACUGCAUGUUUCUUUAUCAUUUGUAAUUUCUUUCAGGAACUUGAGAAGAUUGGGUUAGGAGAUGCUGUUGAUUUGCAUGUGCAUGAAGUUCCAGUUGAAUAUCAGACUGUACAAAGGUUAAUCCCAGAUCUAUGGGUGAAAUACAAUCCUGAGCUCAUUGUUCAUGUUGGAGUUUCUGGUAUGGCUACAAUGGUGACAUUAGAGAAAUGUGGACACAACAAUGGAUACCAUGGCCUGGAUGUUCGCCAGUUUUGUCCAGAUACAGAGUGUUGUGUGGACGGAGGACCAGAAUGCUUACACUCUGUUAUAGACAUAGAUACUGUUUGCAAGAAAGCAACAGAAGCUGGAAUGGAUGUCCACUUUACAGUGUCUUCAGAUGCGGGCAGAUACCUGUGUGACUUCACCUAUUAUACCUCUUUGUACGAGAGCCAGGGCAAAUCUGUGUUCAUCCAUGUGCCUCCUCUAGGAAAGCCGUAUACAGCUUCACAACUGGGCCGUGCUUUACAGACCAUUUUAAAUAUUAUCUUGGACAUGCUGGAGCAAUCAGAAGACCAUAUCACUUGCCAUCAAAAACACUGA
Molecule: messenger RNA, 633 nt
Organism: Staurois parvus
Lineage: Eukaryota; Metazoa; Chordata; Amphibia; Anura; Ranidae
Source: the annotation of a GenBank genome assembly